Helianthus annuus (common sunflower) is the source of this 2908-nucleotide messenger RNA. RefSeq lists its product as uncharacterized. Gene Ontology annotation, molecular function: protein binding. The transcript has 9 exons. The record is from RefSeq and is a predicted model, not a curated record. The coding region runs from base 138 to 2645 and encodes 835 amino acids. Lineage: Eukaryota; Viridiplantae; Streptophyta; Magnoliopsida; Asterales; Asteraceae.
UGAGGCUCGGACACAGGUUCGCAAGUCAAGACACCUAGGGAAAUAAUACUCUGCAACACAGCACUAGCAAAAGAAGAGAGAGAAAGCCAGCAUAGACACACACAUAGAGAGAGAAAGCAACCUCAAAUCCUCAAAAUAUGACUCAGAUCGUGAAACGAAAGCGUAGAGGACGACCAUCGAACAUAGAUCGAGCUCGCCGGAACUCUCAGCUUGCUCCGCCGUCACCGGCGGACCGCCGGAGCACUCGCAGGCGACGGAACGUCAGGUACAACUUCGAUAUCGAUGAUUAUGUUGACGAUGAUGAGUUUUACGAUGAUGAAGAUGAGGACGUAGGUCGGAGAGAGAAGAAGAUUAGGUUAUUGCUGUUUGAUGAUGAUCGGCGCGUGUCGCACGCGCCGUCGUCGUCGUCGUCUUCAGAUGAGGAUGAUGAUGAGGUGUACACGCGGAAGCGGUUGAAGAAACGGAAACUUGAUGAAGAAGUUGAAGAGGUUAGAGGGAGGAAGUUUGAUGAUGAAGAUGAGGAAAAUGAGGAGGAUGAGGAGGAAGAAGAAGCGGGAGGGUCGGAUUUCGAUUGCGCUUCGGAUGUUCCGAAGAGAGUGCCGAUGCCGGAUAAAAAGACGCUUGAGUUGAUCCUGGAUAAGCUUCAAAAAAAAGAUAUUUAUGGAGUUUAUGCUGAGCCGGUUGAUCCUGAGGAGCUUCCUGAUUACCAUGAUGUGAUCAAGCAUCCAAUGGACUUUGCAACCAUCAGGAAGAAGCUUGCAAAAGGAUUGUAUUUAUCUCUAAAAGAAUUUGAGAGUGAUGUGUUUUUGAUUUGCACAAAUGCAAUGCAAUACAAUGCGCCAGAUACAGUUUACUAUAAACAGGCAAGCUCUAUUCAAGAACUGGCGAAACUAAAAUUCCAGAGAUUAAGGGAUAAUACUGAUCCAUCUGAAAAAGAACUCAAUACAGACCACAAAACCACUCCAAGUUUCUCAAUGCCUAAAAAACAACUAAAGAAGUCAAUGGCCCGGACUGCACCUGACCCCGACCCGGUUGGGACCGAAACUUUUUCUGAUGCAACCGUUAGGACAGAAGAAUUCCCAAAUGGUUCAUCUGCUCAGACACCUGCCAGGCAAAACAGUGGUGACGUCCCGAUUGCUGAAAAUUCUUCAUUAGGUGAUAGCAACCUUGAUAAAGAUCAAGAACUAGUGACAGGGAAAGGUUGUAUGUCUAAACUUGGAAGAAAACCAUCUGUACAUGAUGAAAAUCGACGGGCAACAUACAACAUAUCUCUAGAACCAGUACCCGAUUCAGACUCUGUACUUUCAACGUUCGAGGGUGAAAGCAAGCAGUUCAUUCCUGUUGGACUCCAUGUAGAUCAUUCCUAUGCUAGAAGCUUGGCCCGUUUCGCUGCAACUCUCGGGCCCGUUGCUUGGAAAAUUGCAUCGCAUACAAUCGAGCAAGCUUUACCCGAAGGUGUCAAAUUUGGGCCCGGUUGGGUCGGUGAAUAUGAACCUCUUCCAACUCCCGUACUAGUGCCCGAAAACCGCACCUUUAAAGAACCCAGUUUUCUUGCACAUUUCAAGGUUACUUCUGAUGUUAAAGAGAAUAAAAAAGCUUCCCAAACUCCUAAAGUUCAUGUGGACCUGAAAGAGGUAAAUGACGGUUUUAACCCUGCGAUUCAUGUAAAGCGAGAAUCUCCUAGAGAACCCCGCAAAGAUCCGAGCCCGAGCCCGAGAGUUCCUUUCUUUUCAGGUUCAAAUCCCGUUCAUCAGAACUCACAAUCCAGGAACUUUGCGAGGCCUGAAAACACGGUCCUGCCACGAGUUGAACUCAAUCAUCCACCGCCACUACAUGUAAAUUCUGCUGCUGAUUUUGUAGCAAAAAGACCGAUUUCUAGUGCUUCAGACAUUCCGUCAAAACCUGUUUCAAGAAACGGAAAUCUUGCGUCUUUGGGCUCUUUUAAGCACCCGAGCGGUAACAAUGACGGAUUUGCCCCUGGGAGACCGAGUAAGCUGGUUGGUCUGGAUUGUAACAGAAUGGUUCCCAUGGACAGUAAUAUUACCAAUAUUACCCCCAGACGGGACCAGCAAGGCCUUAGUGACCCGGUUCAAAUGAUGAAAAUGUUAGGUCAGGAUAGUCAACAACAAAAUGCGAACGGUUUUGGUUUCUCAUCGAAAAGAGACGAUUCAAACAAUGUGGCUUUGACGGCUGCUCAGGCAUGGAUGUCACUAGGCGGUGCCGCCACCGCCACGGGCGGGUUUGUUAAACCGCCGUUAGUUGAUAACAGAAACCCCCACAAACAACAGAUAUCAGCCGAUUCUUUAUACAACCCGGCCCGUGACCGCCCGCAACCUCAAGUUACACGUUUUCGCGGCGAGUACAACGCUUACCAACAACCGGUUAGACCGGUCAACGAUGGUCAACUUCAAAACAAAUAUGCGGGGUUUCCUCAAAUGAUGACAGCCGCCGAUCUUUCACGGUUUCAGGUGCAGUCUGGUGGUUGGAGGGGGGUCCCACCUCAAAUGCAACAACAGCCUAGACCAAGACAAGAAUCCCGCCCCCCUGAUCUCAAUAUCGGGUACCAAUCAAUUGGGUCACCCGUGAGACAAUCUACUGGUAUGUUGGUUGAUUCUCAACAGCCCGAUUUAGCUCUGCAACUGUAAAAGUACAUGAAUUGUAGCCUUUUGCUUGAUUUUUGAGGUUAUAAACGGGAAGAAAAAUGUAAUCGGGGUGUAGAACAUGGGUAUCUGCUAAUGGACCGGGUCGGGUCAGGUCAGGUCACGGAGUCGAGUGAGUUUGUGUUGUGUUGUGGUUCGGUGUUUUAUGUAGAGAAUGAAAAUGUUGGUAGAGAUUUAGUGGCGUUGGUUAUGAGAAAGAUAAAAUUACAUUUCCUUUAUAGUUAUAUAUAUUUUGGUUAAUCUUUGAA